This is a messenger RNA of Trichosporon asahii var. asahii CBS 2479, 1413 nucleotides long. RefSeq lists its product as uncharacterized. Bases 1 to 1413 code for a protein of 470 amino acids. NCBI's taxonomy places the organism in Eukaryota, Fungi, Basidiomycota, Tremellomycetes, Trichosporonales, Trichosporonaceae. The transcript has 3 exons. The record is from RefSeq and is a predicted model, not a curated record.
AUGACGAGGAGUAACACUCCUGCUCAGCCGCCCGCAAAGACCAAGCCCCCACAGCCCGCCACGAAGAAGAUGUCGGCGACAGCACCCGCAAAGAAAAAGUCGUCCGCGCACCCCACCGCCAAAGCCAGAGCGCGUGUCGGCCCGGCUUCGAUUGUGGCCACCAGGAUGUCCGACCCGCGCAUGUCCAACCCGAACAAGCGUGGCAAGAGCGGCAGCAACGGCGGCAACGGCAGCACCGCGUCAGGCAAGAACAAAAAAGUCAAGCCGCACAUUCUCGGUUUCCUCCCCGUCAAGGACCUCCCGUGCCCUCACCUACCUCCGCCGCCGAGGCUCACCAACCGCGCGAUUCAUGACCGCGUGUAUGGCGGGUGGGAACUGCAGGGAAACGUGCCCAAGCACUCCAUGGAGCUCGCCGGAGACCGCACGCUGGAUCUCAACAUUGUCUUGGGUAUUGACCGGCGCUGCCCAGACCUCCCUAUCUGGCUGGCGAAUCAACUCUUGGUGGUGUUCGGAACCAACAGCUUUCUCGCUGCCGUCUGCGACAGGCUCGACCUCACGCGCGGGCUCUUUGGACCGGCGGUCGAGCAGUGCCCCGACUUUGGCUCCAACGAUGGCGUAAAGUGCGGCCACGUCGAGGUGUUUGUGAUGGGCCUGCACGAGUCCAACGGCCCAGAGGCCGCGUACAAGUUUUUGUGGACCAUCUUUGAGGCGUAUGGACCGUUCAUCCUCAACCGCCUUGUCCAAAGCCGCUUUGCGCCCAAAGAGCCCAUCCCGGCACAGUCUCUGGCCCGCUGGAAGGACGCGCUCUUCACGCCUCGCGAGGCCGACAGCGCGUCGCACUCGCACCCGCACGGGCACCGUGACGGGCCGUGGCUCAUCGACGCGCUCCACCUGCAUGGUCAAGAGAUGGGCCGCCCAUUCGAGCUUGUGCGCACGGAACAUGAUUCAGGCGAGCACCACUGCACCGUCGUACAGGACACUCUCGCUGUGGCUACUGCUCACGCUGCGACCCGGUACGCCGCGGGCCUUCAGGCCAUCUCCGCGACCCUAACCCAGCUCGACUAUUUCGGCCGCCACGCCGUCGACCUCCUCUACUCGCACUCUGAGACGUCGGGUACCGAGCUCGAGUUUAGCGUGAGCAUGGAUAAGCGGACCGGCGUAUGGACCGCGUUCGUGCACUGGGGCAACGGGGACGAGUCUCGCGUCGUCGGACGCGGGAUGCGUGCGAGCUCGGUCGAGGCGCAGAACGCUGCGGCUGUGCUGGCUGCGCGCCGCCUGGGGCUGUCGCUGGUCGAGUUUGCUCAUAAAAACAGCGUGGGUCUGGAAUAUCCAGGGGGACAGGGGACUGACCAAAAGAACCCCAAGGCUGAGGAGAGCACUACCGAAUACACGGUGGAAAUUGUCCUCGGCUAG